AUGGCUUCUGCAAUCGAUCACGAGAAGCACGGUGACCGCGACAGCUCAAGCCUGGAGGGGAAAAUUGAUCACCAUGGCAUGCACCAGGAGGUCGUCAAUCCGCUCACCGAACUCGCAGACCCAGAUGCCGGGCUCAGCAACGAAGAGCGCGCAGCUGAGGACAAGAAGCUCCUCCGUAAGCUGGACUUGAAGCUGAUCCCAUGGCUGUCUUUCCUGUAUUUGAUCUCCUUCCUCGACCGAACGAACAUCGGAAAUGCAAAAGUCGACGGCUUGCAAACUGACCUGCACAUGACGGAUGGCCAGUACAACGCCACGCUCACCAUCUUCUUCGUCAGCUACUCCGUGUUCGAGCCUCUGACGAAUGUGUUGCUCAAGAAGAUGCGUCCCAGCGUCUUCCUCCCUAUGAUCAUGAUCGCCUGGGGCAUCGUCAUGUGCUGCAUGGGCUUGGUGAAAAACUACUCCGGACUGAUGGCCUGUCGAUUCUUCCUCGGCCUUGCUGAAGCUGGGCUCUUCCCCGGAGUUAAUUACUUUAUCAGUUGUUGGUAUAAACGGUCCGAGUUUGGCAUCCGGGCUGCUAUUUUCUUCUCGGCUGCAGCGCUGGCUGGAUCGUUUGGUGGUCUCCUCGCGGCCGGCAUCGCUCAGAUGAAAGGUGUUGGCGGCAAGCCUGGAUGGGCGUGGAUCUUCAUCCUCGAAGGCCUCGCCACGGUCGUAGUCGGCAUCGCCAGCUACUGGAUGGUGCACGACUUCCCCGCAGAAGCCACAUUCCUCUCGCCCGACGACCGGGCCCGCGUCCUGCGCCGUCUCGCACUUGACAAGCAGUCGUCGGCCAAGGUCGAAUCGUUCAAAUGGAAGUACUUCUGGCAAUCCGUCAAGGACUGGAAAACGACAAUGUACGCCAUCAUAUACAUGGGCGCCGACGCCUCGCUCUACGCCUUUGCCCUCUUCCUGCCCACCAUCAUCAAGGGGCUGAACCCGCAGUACUCCGCCACAACCGCCAACCUGCUCUCCGUGCCCCCCUACGCCGUAGCUGCCAUAGCCACCGUCUUCAUCGGCUGGCUGGCCGACCGCACACAGCAGCGCGGGCUGUGCAACAUCGGCAUGUCGCUGUUCGGCAUCGCCGGCUUCGCCAUGCUGCUGGGCAGCGGCAACGCGCACGUGCAGUACGCAGGCGUGUUCCUGGGCGCGCUGGGCAUCUACCCGUGCAUCCCCAACACGAUAUCCUGGACGUCCAACAACGUCGAGGGCGUGUACAAGCGCGGCGUCACCAUCGGCUUUGUUAUUGGCUGGGGCAACCUGAACGGCGUCGUCAGCUCGAAUAUUUACCGCGGGAGGGAUAAGCCGCGCUACUUCCUCGGCCAUGGCGUUGUGCUUGCGUAUCUGACGCUGUUCUUGUUCGGUGGCAGUGUGGUGACGAGGUUCAUGCUCGCUAGGGAGAACAAGAAGCGCAGAGACGGACUGCGGAACCAGUGGGUCGAGGGGAAGAGCCAGGAUGAGGUGGACGAGAUGGGCGACAAGGUGCCGGACUUUGAGUACGUUCUUUGA
Molecule: messenger RNA, 1542 nt
Organism: Ascochyta rabiei
Lineage: Eukaryota; Fungi; Ascomycota; Dothideomycetes; Pleosporales; Didymellaceae
Exons: 5
Coding region: 1-1542 (513 amino acids)
Biological process (GO): transmembrane transport
Cellular component (GO): membrane
Molecular function (GO): transmembrane transporter activity
Source: RefSeq, a predicted model, not a curated record